Molecule: messenger RNA, 3228 nt
Organism: Diaporthe citri
Lineage: Eukaryota; Fungi; Ascomycota; Sordariomycetes; Diaporthales; Diaporthaceae
Exons: 2
Coding region: 1-3228 (1075 amino acids)
Biological process (GO): astral microtubule depolymerization; mitotic spindle assembly
Cellular component (GO): cytoplasmic microtubule; mitotic spindle midzone; spindle microtubule
Molecular function (GO): microtubule binding
Source: RefSeq, a predicted model, not a curated record
AUGGCUGAGAAAAUCACAGACGAGCAGGUCGAGGCCCUGCAGAACGUCUUGCGCUCCGACGCCUCCGUCGAUGCGAAAGUCGCUCAAGUCACCGCCGUCAAGACCGGUAUCAAACACCACAAUGUCCCCGACACCUGUGUCGCACAGCUCUUCGAGGCCCUGCGCACCGCCUCCGCGAACCAGCACGGUGUCCUCGCCAACGCAGGGCUCACCUCGCUCAACCACCUGCUCACGCGCCUGUCGCGGCAGGAGCCCAAGUACAUCAUACGAGAAACUAAGACGACGUUGCCACUUCUUGUGGACAGGAUGGGCGACCAGAAGGAGAAGUUCCGCACUCUCGCGGUGCAGUCGAUGGCUACCAUGUAUAAGGUCGUGCCAGCCGAUGUCGAGCGCCACAUUCGGAAUUUUGCCAUGGCGGGUAAGAACUCCAGGGCAAAGGAGGCCAGCAUGCAGUGGCUCCUGCAGAUGAAUCGGGAACAAGGCUUGCAGUUCCGAACCUACGUCCCACGUCUCAUGGAGCUGCUGGAAGAUGCCGACGCCAGUGUUCGCGAGACGGCCAAGUCCACGGUCAUCGAGCUUUUCAGAGACGCCUCUGGUACGGCCAAGGCCGACUUGAAGAAGCAAUUGGAGAACUUCAGAGUCCGCCCAGCCAUCAAGGCGGCCAUAGUGAAGGAGCUGAUCCCAAGAUCGACCACCCCCGCCCCCGACGACAACGGACCAGUAGAUCUGCCCAGGCCCGCCUCACGUCCGAACCUCUCAGCCAGCGUCUCCUCUGUGUCUACUUUCAGCGAGCGACCGGUAACCCCCAUGCCUGAUCCCAGGACCGAGACAGUCGAGCCCUCGUACCUCAACACAACGCGCGAACUGGAUGACAUGUUUACUCAGAUGCACGGCUAUUUCGACGGCAACGAAUCAGAACACAACUGGAAGCUGCGGGAGCAGAGUAUCAACAAGCUCCGCAGGUUGAUGGCCGGCAACGCCGUGUCGGACUUUCACGACCCGUUCCUGGCAGGCAUGAGGGGUCUUCUCGAUGGCAUCAUCAAGGCUAUCACCUCUCUCAGGACGAGCUUGUCAAAAGAGGGCUGUGCGCUGGUCCAGGACAUCGCUAUCAACUACGGAUCUGGUAUGGAUCCUAUGGUGGAGCUUCUGAUGCAGACGUUCAUCAAGCUUUCUGCCGCGACGAAGAAGAUCGCCUCGCAACAAGCGAAUGUCUGUAUCGACACCAUAAUCGGCAGGGUAACCUACACGAACCGAAUCAUGCAGCAUGUUGCGGGUGCUUGCACGGACAAGAAUGUGCAGCCUAGAUCGUAUGCGACUGAGUGGCUGAAGACGCUUCUGAAGAAGGAGGCGCACCACAAGAGCCAUAUCGAGCAUAGUGGCGGCUUGGAUUUGAUAGAGAAGUCGAUAAAGAAGGGACUCGGCGAUGCAAACCCUAGUGUCAGGGAGAAGAUGAGGUCCACGUUCUGGACAUUUUACGGCAUUUGGCCCGCAAGGGCAGAGGCUCUCAUGGACACUUUGGAACCCACAAUGCAGAAGGCGCUAGAAAGGGACCCGAACAACCCUAAUACACCAAAGAAGGCAGAACCUGCGGCGCGGCCAGGCCUGGGCCUCUCUCGUAGCACGAUGGGAGCCAAGCCAUCGCUCAGGGAGACCAUGAUGGCCCAGAAGAAAGCCAUGGCGACGAAGAAUCUUCCGGUUAGACCUGGCUCAGCCAUGGCGCACUUCUCACCACCUCGAACAUCUCGAGCCGUCUCUGGCUCGUCGACUGCUUCAGCAAGUACCACUGCUCCAUCCACCGCAACGCGUCAAAAACCAACUACCAGCGGCGGGCUCUCGGUGGCCCCCGUUCGGCCGACGAGGAAACGGCCAGAAAUGGCACCGCGGCCAGCAACUGCGGGUCCAUAUUCUGUCCGUGGCGGGAUCGACGCCGAGAUGAGCCCCCCGCCAGCGAGGCCGAAGGCAGUGACACCCAAGACCAUGGGCACAACGCCGAAGCGGACAGUGGCGAAGGCGAGACCAGCUCACAAACCGACAGCGAGUGAGUCGAGUAUUCCCACACCCACCAGGUUGACGCACGCAAAAUCCUCGCCUGCCACCAGCCCAGCAAAGAGCCCAGCUAGGCAAAGGUUACAGCCUGGGCCGCUUCUCGGUAGCCCCCAGCCCGAGGAUAGCCUUUCGCUGAUAACGCCAUCCACCCCGACCUCCCCACCAGCGGAUCCGCCAGCCAUCACGUCUCCCGACCUUGUUGCGCCUGAACUCACUGCCCCGGCGGAGCGAGAUCAAACAGCAAGCCCGUCGGGAACACCCUCCAAGGCCCUGCGAGUAUACGAGGAUCCCUUGACAGCAGAGCAGUCAACUCCACGGUUGACGCCGCCAGCAGUACUGGAAGAGAAGCCGGUGAACGAGGAUGCCGCCAACUUGGUGGCGCGGCAGAAUGGCGAUGGACCCGCGCAACCCGACAUCUCGCCCGACAAGGCCAAGCAACAUGCCCGACUCAUUGAGAGCGCACUGGCCAAGAUCAAGGCGAAGUCUCUCGACGUACACGGGUUCCGCAAGCUUCAAGGCAUCCUCCGAGACAACAAAGCCCCUCUAUCCGACGAGAAAUUCGAGUCGCUGCUCCUGGGCCUCUUCGACUACCUGGAGGACCCACAGUCCAACCUCACCCCCGAGAAGGUACAGGACGUCAAGGCGCAGAACCUGGCAACUAUCAAGCUCCUGCUCAAGAAGUACCGCGACCACUUCCAGCCGCACAUCUCCAAGGGCCUGGAGUCGCUGAUGUCGGCGCGCGCGGUGUACGACGCCCGCACGCACAUCGUCUCCGGGCUGGAGCUCCUGGCGGACGAGCUGGUCUCGCUGGGCGACGCGCAGGAGAUCGCGACGGUGCUGACGAGGCGGAUGACGGACACGCCCGUGGACAGCGCGGCCGGGUGGCGGUCGCUGAGCAUGGGGCUGCACGUGCUCAAGGAGAUGGUGGACGCCAAGGCCGAGUACGUGCCGACGGACCAGGAGCUGGGCAGCAUGGCGGCGCUGUGCACGCGGUGCCUGGACAGCAGCGAGUCCGGGGUCCGGAUGGACGCGGUGCAGCUGUGCGUGGCGCUGCAGGGGCGGGUCGGCGACGCCAGGUUCUGGGACGUGAUGAAGGACGUCAAGGACGACCCGAAGAGCUUGAUCACGUACUACAUCGUCAAGAGGCAGAGGGAGAAGGAGGCGGCUAAUGGUUUGGCCUAG